AGCGUGCGUGGCCGCAGGGGUCCCACCGUCCAAGAAUGGGCAUUUUCUUCACGAAGAUAUGGAGGCUGUUCAAUCACCAGGAGCACAAGGUUAUCAUUGUUGGGCUGGAUAACGCAGGGAAAACUGCCAUCCUUUACCAAUUUUCUAUGAAUGAAGUUGUACACACAUCCCCAACAAUAGGAAGUAAUGUAGAAGAGAUAGUGGUUAAUAAUACACGUUUCCUAAUGUGGGAUAUUGGUGGCCAAGAAUCUCUUUGUUCUUCCUGGAACACUUACUAUACUAACACAGAGUUUAUAAUCAUUGUUGUAGAUAGUACGGACAGAGAAAGAAUUUCUGUAACUAGAGAAGAACUCUAUAAAAUGUUAGCCCAUGAGGACCUAAGGAAAGCCGGAUUACUGAUUUUUGCUAAUAAGCAAGAUGUUAAGGAAUGCAUGACUGUAGCUGAGAUCUCGCAGUUUUUAAAGCUGACAUCUAUUAAAGACCACCAAUGGCAUAUACAGGCAUGUUGUGCUCUUACUGAUGAAGGAUUAUGCCAAGGACUUGAGUGGAUGAUGUCCCGGCUGAAGAUCAGAUGAUCUCUGCUAACUUCUUCUCUCACAGACUUUGUCUGACAAAGUGCUAGACUUGACCUGAAAGCUGCAAAAACUAAUGGUUUAGAUAUAUUUACAAUAAACUGACUUCAACUUUUUCUACAAGAAGAAAAAUCAGGACCACUCACUGGAAAACAAAGUUGAAGUCUCAAUCUGCUUUCUCCAAAGCAAGUUCUUCUUCAAGCUGUGAUUGACAUUUGUCUCAUUAGGAAUCCUCUCAGGACACUGUGUAGCCUGUGGUAAGUACAAAGGGCGAAGACGUCAUAUUUAACUUAAAAAGCUUUAUUAUCAAGAUAGAUCUCUCUAGUUGAGUGUCAGUCUCUUCUUAUUCCAGUGAGUCAAAAUACAAAUCAGAGCAAAUACUUGGUUUCUAAUAUUUUAAAAUGUAAUGUUACUUAUAAGAAGUAUUUUGCAUAAGAUUAUGUAUGUGUUAUGUAUAUACCUCAAGUUCAAGUUAAUGGCUUCGGUUUAUCGUCUAAAAAUAGCAACAACAAUAAACAACACAACAAUUCAUCAUGUCUUCACUAAUAACCAUAGUAUGUAAGUACUGGCAUUGAUGUUAACAGCAAUUUUAUACUGUUCCCCCUUUGUUCUCUGUAUCAUACUAGCCAACUUUCCAAAUCAGUGAACCACUGGUAAAAAAAAAAAAAAAAAGAGAAAAAGCUUGGCAUUGUGUACCUGUUGUUUUGUUCUGUUCUGUUUUGUUUUGUUUAGUUUUGUUUUGGUUGACCAAACCAUGAGAAUGUGUUAUCCAACUGAAAGGAUUAUCAAAUUCUUGACUUAGUAUUACUUUACUAGUGGGCAGAACUGCACAUUGAAUAGAUACCAGAUUGCUUUCUUUUACUGAGAGAUACACCACCUAAAUUAUAAAUGAAUAAUCUACUGGGGGCCGGGCAGUGGCACAGCAGGUGAAGUGCACAUGGUGCAAAGCACAAGGACCAGUGGAAGGAUCCCGGUUUGAGUCCCCAGCUCCCCACCUGCUGGGGAGUCGCUUCAGAGGCGGUGAAGCAGGUCUGCAGGUGUCUGUCUUUCCUCCUCUCUGCAUUCCCCAUCUCUCUUGAUUUCUCUCUGUCCUAUUCAAUACCAAUAACAAAGGCAAGGGCAAUAAAAUGGGGGAAAAUAUUAAUCUUUCAACCAGUCAGCCAUUAAUUUUGAUUAAGUAAUAUUUUUCAGCAUUGAAAACCUUUAUGUGAAAAGUCUAUCGAAAGGCAUAUCAACCUAUAGUAUCAUAUAAUUUAGCUAGAGCUUUUAGAUAUUAAAUAUAUAUAAAGCAUUUAAAAUGAAAAGAAAACCUAUUUUCUAAGCAACACAGAUACUUUGCUAAUUUGAAAGUUUAUUCUUGGGAUUUAGAAUAAUCUGAUAUAUUUUUAUUUCUGUGGGUUUUCAUCUGUCAUAUUACAGCAAGUAAUUUAUUUAUAAAUACAAGAUACAAAUGUUUAUGCCUGUAAGAAUUUGGUUUUAAAAUUGAGCAACAUAUGUAUUUUCUCUUUAUUAAGAGGUAACAUGUCCUCAAGAUACCUUCUUGUUUGUAUAUUUUUGUUGUUGUUGUUGGCUUGUUUUUUUUUUAAUAUCUGAAAAGUCAGAUGCCUCUGUUGUAAAUGUAAGAAAACUUAGCCUGAAUGUGUUAAAACAUUUUCUUGGGUGCACUAUAUUAAGCCCUGAGAAUCUAAAAGACUCAUUUAAACAGGCAUGAUACAGGAUAAGAAAUAAAAUAAAAUAAUGGCUGUUUAAAUUUCACAAAGGUUUUGGGGCUGGUUGGCAGUCCACCUGGUUGAGCACCCAUAUCACCACGUGCAAGGACUCGGAUUCAAGGCCCCAGUCCCCACCUUUGGGCGGAAAGCUUCAUAAGUGGUGAAGCAGUGCUGCAAGUGUCUUUCUCUCCCCCCUCUCUUUAUCUCUCCCCCUUCCCCUUUCCCUCUCCCUCCCUCCCUUCCUAUUUACCUUUCAUCCCAGUUUCUCUCUGCCUGCAUCCAAUAAAUAAAUAAAUAAA
This is a messenger RNA of Erinaceus europaeus (western European hedgehog), 2580 nucleotides long. Its product is annotated as ADP-ribosylation factor-like protein 5A. NCBI's taxonomy places the organism in Eukaryota, Metazoa, Chordata, Mammalia, Eulipotyphla, Erinaceidae. The transcript has a single exon. Gene Ontology annotation, molecular function: GTPase activity; GTP binding. The record is from RefSeq and is a predicted model, not a curated record. Gene Ontology annotation, cellular component: trans-Golgi network; cytoplasm. The coding region runs from base 36 to 575 and encodes 179 amino acids. Gene Ontology annotation, biological process: vesicle-mediated transport; protein localization to Golgi membrane; intracellular protein transport.